UCGAAAUGCGGCUCGAAAGGAGAGGACUUUCGUAAACGAACCGCGCAUCCACUUUUCGUAAGCGAACCUCCACCCGCGGAGGAUCGGUAUAAAGAGAGGACGCUUCCACGGCCUCUUCACUCGUCUCUCGACAACCGAAUCGAACAAAGCGGGCUGAAAAAUGAUGAAGACAGUGUGCGUCGUACUCCUGGUUGCGGCGGUGGCGUCCGCCGGAUUGGUCCCCGCCGCCCCUUUGGCCGUGGCCCCAGCUGUUGCCGCUGUUCCAGCGCCCAUCGUCACCGCUAGAAGCAGUCAAGUCGUGGCCAGGAAUUACAACACGUUGGCCGCCGCGCCGCUCGCGGCCGCCCUACCCGCGGCCGUCGCCGCGCCAUUGCACGCCGCGUACCCACCGGUCGCCGUGGCAGCGGCUCCGCUUCACGCGGCACCGCUCCCGUACGCAGCGCUCAACUAUCCCGCUGUUGCCAUAUAAUUCGUUCCCCUAAAUACGA
This is a messenger RNA of Apis laboriosa (Himalayan honeybee), 488 nucleotides long. Its product is annotated as cuticle protein 65-like. The transcript is spliced from 2 exons. Bases 161 to 469 code for a protein of 102 amino acids. NCBI's taxonomy places the organism in Eukaryota, Metazoa, Arthropoda, Insecta, Hymenoptera, Apidae. The record is from RefSeq and is a predicted model, not a curated record.